This is a messenger RNA of Camellia sinensis, 1391 nucleotides long. RefSeq lists its product as uncharacterized. The record is from RefSeq and is a predicted model, not a curated record. NCBI's taxonomy places the organism in Eukaryota, Viridiplantae, Streptophyta, Magnoliopsida, Ericales, Theaceae.
GAGACUGAGUAAGGUUGGAUAUAGGGUUUCAAGUAUUUGAGUUGAGAUUGAAAACUUCUAAUCAGCUAAUUAUUCAGCAAAAGGAGUUAGAGACUGAUCAAACAUGCCUUUCAUUUUGACUUCUGUAUCUCUCUCUAUUUAAUAAUAACAAUUUUUCUUUUAAAAUCCCAAACAAGCCUCAAUGUCUCUUGAUAAAAAGGCUCUAGAACCACACCACCAACCAAAAGAGAUCCACCAUUCAAAAAAAAAAAAAAACUAAAAGAGAUCCAUGAAAAUCACAAGACUAUAGAGAGAGAGAGAGAGAGAGAGAGAGAUGGGGAGGGCUCCCUGCUGUGACAAGGCAAAUGUGAAGAGAGGGCCAUGGUCACCAGAGGAAGACACAAAGCUUAAGGAGUUCAUGGACAAAUAUGGAACUGGUGGAAAUUGGAUUGCUCUGCCUCAAAAAGCUGGUUUAAAGAGAUGUGGGAAGAGCUGUAGGUUGAGAUGGCUAAACUAUCUGAGGCCUAACAUCAAACAUGGUGAAUUUUCUGAUGAAGAAGAUAGGAUAAUCUGCACCUUGUUUGCUAACAUUGGUAGCAGGUGGUCAAUCAUAGCUUCUCACUUACCAGGCAGAACUGACAAUGAUAUCAAGAACUACUGGAACACCAAGCUCAAGAGGAAGCUCAUGGGGUUAUUACUUCCCUCUAACCACCACCACCACAGAAAACCACCACCAUACCCACCCCCACCACCUCUUCAACCACCACACUCACAACUUCCAUCACUAUCACCACCACCACCACCACUACCGCUGUACAAUUACAACCCAAUCAUAACAGGCCUUCAUGAUCAACCUAAUCUCAUGAACAACAACAACAACAACAACAACAACUAUUACAACUCUUCUCUUCUUCAAAUUCAAAGCCAAGAGAGCUUGUUCAGUCCCAUGCAGUACUACUCAGUGUUUGGAGGUGAUCAAGCAAGUUGUUCCUCUUCUGAUGGAAGUUGUAGUCAGAUCAGCAUCAAACAAGAGGACAUGGUUCUUCAGAGUUACAUGUCAUCAAGUAAUGGGCACCUUGAAGAAGACCAAAAGUUCAUGGCUGGUACUGAUGAUUAUGGCAACAAUGGAGGUGAUAAUGACAUAUUUGGUACAUGGACUGAUCAGAAGCCGAAUGGGUAUUUUGGGAAUAGUUCUAGUAGUAUUCCUCCAUUAGAGUAUGAUCUUGAGGAAGUUAAGCAACUCAUUAGCAAUGGUAAUGGAAUUAGCUGCCAUGACUGGCUUUUUAGGUCUCUUUAAGACUAGACGACCCUCCAGUCUUAAUAAUAUGGGUGUAACACGAGUUUUUUUACCAAUUGAAUUUUGUUUUUGGUACAGAUUCUCCAACUCCAAGCAAUUUUUAAUUUAUUUCUCA